Molecule: messenger RNA, 1986 nt
Organism: Penaeus vannamei (Pacific white shrimp)
Lineage: Eukaryota; Metazoa; Arthropoda; Malacostraca; Decapoda; Penaeidae
Product: putative nuclease HARBI1
Source: RefSeq, a predicted model, not a curated record
CAUCCACUGUCUUCCAAUCUAUUUUAGAUAUUUUCUAUUAUCAUUCCCUUGCCAUUCUAUGGGUGGGUAUUUCACGCUCAGGGUGAUGUGAAGCGAUGGUGUGGUAGCCUAGGUAGUGUUAAGGGCCGUACUAUAAAAAAAACAAGUCAGGCAAUGCCCGACUCUUCGCCAGGCGUUCCCGUAGUCGGUACCAUGAGACCCUGUCUUCCCUUCGCCUGGCAUUGCCGGCCGCUAUAGGGUCGAAUUUUCGUACCACAAAACACCACUUUCAGCUUCGCCAGGCGUUCUCGGUAGAAAAGUAUUUGAAUAUCGCCCGACUAUGAAAGCCAGCUAUACCCCUCUCUCAUCGCCACUCACAGGCGCAGUUGUGGAAAGCAUCGAGAACGUAGCUGUCAUCCCCAAAAUAAACACAUAUAUCAGAGGUUUUGCUGGUCCAGGUCCAGUUUCAUGCAGCCGCCUUCUAGAUGAAAAUAAUAUUUGCAAACGAUAGAGCGAGUGAUUCUAAGAAACUUAUCUUCUGUGAACUUCAACCGCAACUCAAACAUUACAAAAAAUGGCUGCAGCAUUUGAUGAAUUAGAGUGUCUUGAAGCCCUUGAAGACCUAGAUGCUGCAGACCAACAGGAUAUUCCCAGAAGAUGCAUCACUGACAGGAUGAAUCUUUUCCAUUCUCUGCAUGAUGAGGAGUUCAUCAAAAGAUUCCGCUUAUCAAAAACAACAGCACUCAAUUUACUAGACAAGCUACAGAUUCAAGGAACUCGAGAUGGGAGAGGAUCACCAGUACCACCCCACCUACAACUGUUAAUUACAUUGCGAUGGAUGGCCACUGGUAGCUUCCAGUUAACUAUUGCUGACUCUUUUGACGUUUCACAACAACUUGUGAGCAAGUGCACAGCCAAAAUAGUCCGAGCCAUUGCAUCUCUGCUACAAGAUUAUGUGAAACGACCAUCGAGAGAACAUUUUUCUAACAUCAGGAAUAAUUAUUUUGAAAUGUCUGGUUUUCCUGGGGUAUUGGGUGCAGUUGACUGCACACAUGUACCUAUUCAGAGUCCUGGAGGUGCUAGAGCAGAAAAGUUCAGGUGUAGAAAGGGAUUUUUUUCUUUGAAUGUUCAGGCAGCUUGUGGACCAAAUUUAGAAUUUUUUGACUUUGUGUGCCGUUGGCCUGGCUCUGUUCAUGACAGCCGAAUAUUUAAUAAUAGCAGAUUAUUUUUUGAUCUUCAACAUGAUCUGCUUGAAGGGCAUCACUUAUUAGGUGACCCAGCCUAUCCACUGCUACCAUUCCUCCUCACCCCAGUGGCAAAUCCUGUUGGCCAAAGAGAAGUCAGAUACAAUAUAUCACAUUCCAAAGCACGAAAUACCAUUGAAAGAGCAUUUGGUGUUCUGAAAAUGAGAUUCCGGUGCCUCACCAUUCCAUUGAAAAUUAAUUUAACAACAGUCAUGGCGACUAUUUGCAGUGCAGCUGUCUUGCAUAAUAUGGCUGUUAAGUAUAAAGAAGAUCUGUACAUGUGUAAUGAUGAUGGAGCGGAAGAAAGUGUAAAUAUUGAAGAAAAUAUAGAACACUUUGUAAAUGCUGCCGGUCGACAGAAGAGAAAUAAUAUCAUUAAUGAAUAUUUUUCUUAAAUGUUUCAUGCCAAAAUGCCAUUUUUGCUUGAUAUUUUUCUGUUUCGCUUAAAUUAAGCAUAUGAGGUUAUGAUUUUGAUUGUACACUAUAGCAAUCCUCAGGAUUUGACAAUUAUGAUUUAUUUUGACUAUAUUAUAAUGUUCCUCAUGAUAUGAAAAUGAGGGGUUUAUUUUGAUUGUCUAUCAUACUAUUCCUCAUGUUAUGAGUUAUGAUUUGUUCUGAUUGUACAUUUUACUAUUCCUCGUGAUAUGAAAAUUAUGUUUUAUUUUGAGUGUUCAUUAUACUAUUCCUCUUGAUAAUGUCCAUGUCUUUGAAAUGCAUAAUUCAUUGUAUCUUGAAUAUAAUGGAUAAUAAAAACAUGAAAAUU